Trypanosoma conorhini is the source of this 3000-nucleotide messenger RNA. RefSeq lists its product as uncharacterized. Gene Ontology annotation, molecular function: protein binding. Gene Ontology annotation, biological process: spliceosomal tri-snRNP complex assembly; mRNA splicing, via spliceosome. NCBI's taxonomy places the organism in Eukaryota, Euglenozoa, Kinetoplastea, Trypanosomatida, Trypanosomatidae. The transcript has a single exon. The record is from RefSeq and is a predicted model, not a curated record. Gene Ontology annotation, cellular component: U4/U6 x U5 tri-snRNP complex; catalytic step 2 spliceosome. Bases 1 to 3000 code for a protein of 999 amino acids.
AUGCAUGCCGCCCCGACGCUGCUGCCCAAGAAGGACAAGUAUGAACUCUUGCGGGCGAAGUACGACUGGAGCUCGCCCUUCCCACCGCGGGGCUACCAGUUCGGCGUUGGGCGGGGCGCCAAGCCGUUCUCCACGUCCGCGGAGUUGAGUUCUGCCGUCGGCGCCACCGCCGCCCCGUUUUUGCUCUCGACACCCGAGACAAGUGGACUGCUGGAUGCGUUAGAUCGCCUCGAGGACAGGCGACAGAAGCGCCGACGGGAGGAUGCGAAGGGCGGGACUCCCCGCCGUGCGGCCGCCACGGCGCACGAGGCCGCGAAGCCGAAGGCGCUGCUCUCCAUGGACGACCUCGCCACGGUUGGCAGCGGUGUGGCGGGGCAGUCGCUGGUGAAGCGAAAGGCACGCACGGAGGACAUGGACGUGGUGGACGACCACGCAUUUGCGGACGAGACGUCGGUGGUGACGGCGGGGGACUUGCUUCGCAGCCAGGCUUUCACCACCCAUCAAACGCUGGAAAACAUUCUUGGAAUGGGCUCACCAACGGAGCAAACGACGUGGAUUACGCACUCGCGUGCAUUUCGUGAGAUGGGGAUGGCAAAAAAGGCACAUCAGACGCUAGUAGAGGGUUGUAGACUUACUGGAGCCAAAGGGCCAUUUAUCUGGAAGGAGCGGUUGGAGUACACGAAGGACCCGGCAGCGCAGCGACAGCUCCUUGAAGAGGCCGUAGCUGCCUGUUCCGGGUGUGAGGAGUUGUGGUUGCUGUUACUAGAGCAUGAACCUCCCCACGAGCAACUGCACUGGCUGCAGCAGGCCGUCAUGGUGUGCCCCUCAAGUGAGAAGCUCUGGCUCCGCGUCCUGCGGCACAUUCCUGCGCCACGGGAUCAAAAGAAGAUUAUCCGCAAGGCACUUGAAGUCACCCCACAGCUCCCUUCUCUUUGGGCGAUGUUGGCAAGAUUAGAGUCCUACGAGACGGGAAAAGCCAUGUUUAACGCGGCUGCGGCCGAGCAUCUCUCACUCCAGAUUAUUAUUGAGGCAGCCAAGUUUGAGGAAUUUCACUUGCAUGCACGCGUGAGGGAUGGAGAUGGGACGCGAGAAGAGGGUUUGCAAGGGUUGGGCAAUGAACGCAUUCAAUACUUCGUGCGCCAGGCGGCAGGGCGUUUUCUGAAGGUGGACGAGGAAAAAUCACGGCGAGAGUGGCUUGAGGCGGCGCGCGCCUCCGCCUUUGAGCGGUACAUCUUGACUUCGGCGUACAUGUACUUGCACUUUGUUUCCGACAGGACGGCGGCCGCGCUCUCGGUGCCCGCCACUUGGAUCGAGGACCUCAUGGCGCUGCUCCCAGGCGCGUGGCAGACGCACGAGACACUCUGCGCCACAUGGGCGGCGAUGCUCAUUCUCCACGAGGCCCGCAGUAAGGCGGCGCAGGGCGGCGCCGGCGUCAUGGAAAAGGAGGUUGAGGUCAUGACUGCCGCGGUGCGCCUGGCCCCGCCCGUGGCGAUUGACGCUGCUCUGUCGGCGCUGGCAAAUCACCUCCCUCGUCCCAAUGCAUUCGUCGUGACGGGCACUACGGCGGAGGAAGUCGAGGAGGAGGAGGAACUUGAUCGACCGGGGGCGACGCCCUUGGCCUUGUCGCCGGCAAAUGGCGCCACCACUUCGGCCACCGCGGCUUCAGACAGUCUUCCGUUGCCACUGACAUGUGUUUUUCUUCCGACGCUGCUGCUAACGCCGUCGCUUGCCACGGUGGAGGUGACUAUUCGCGUCGCCAAGGUAUUGUACGAUCGCAGGCUAUAUGAGGGAGCCUUGCACGUUCUACAGCUUGGCCUUUGGCGGCACCCCACAAUCACCUCCCUCUUUGCAGCCACAGCCAAAGCAUUGGUGGCACUUGGCCGUGAGGCGGAAGCCGUGGAGCUGCUCUUGCGAGGCACGGAACUUGUGGCGGCGGAUAGCGACAUUGUGUGGGUGAAGUUUGCCGUGCACCAGCGCAGUAAGCAGGAGAACAUUUUGCCACUCCUUGAGAAGGCCCUGAGCGUGUUUCCCAGGUCCGAAAAGCUCUGGCUGAUGCGGUUGGAGGCGGAGGGUGCACGGAUGAAGAGGCUGCUGGACGACGCGGCGAUGCGAGGCGUCAACACGUCAGCCUUUAUCGCUGAGCUGCGUCAAAUCUACACGAAAGCCCUUGGACUGGCGCACUGUCGUUUCUCCCCCACCGUGUGGUGUUACGCGGCUGAGCAGCUAGAGUCCACUUUGUUGAGCAAUGCCAGUGCCGCCCGGGCCCUGCUGCUCGAGGGCGUUGUCGUGUGCGGGCGACAUGAACCGAGUAAGAAGGCGGAAAUUCAUGCCGCCUUUGGCCUUGCAAGAUGCCACGUGGAACGAACGCAUGGGGGUCGUGAAACAGCACUGGAAGUUGUGAAGGAAACGUUGCAGCUGCUGCCUAAAAAGAAUGGCUCCUUCACUGUUCCUGUGGGAGAGUUGGUGUCGCUCUCCAUUGACCUUGAGGCACCUGCAGCGCGGGGUCGUGCGGCGGCACAGGCGGUGCAGCACUGGAAAGUGCGGCAUCCCCUAGUGAUCAGCUCCAUUGCGAAGGUGUACCAUGCGGCUGGCAAGUGCGACAAGGCGUUGGAUCAGGCAACGAAGGCGGUAAAACUGAGUCAAGGGCGUUGCGGUGAUGCCGUGGCCUUGUGGCUGAAGCUUGCCGCCCUGCCUGCGUAUAGGCGUCUAGUGAGGUCGCUCAUGGGAGUAACUGACGAGGCCGAGUUGGCUAACACGGAGGAGCCCGUGCCUAUGAGUCUGCUGUUGCCAUGGCUGUGGGGCCAGGUUGCGGCGGACGGCGAUGAUACCGCGCAAGCGAGUGAUGCGGACAGCAGGGAAUCUUACACGCCGAAAAUUAACAGUGGUCCCCUUUGGGUGCAUGUCGCCAAGGUACGGGACCCGAGCAACGUGACUUUGCUCGGGUACAGAGACUCCGUUGAGUCCAUGCUGCGGCGGGUGAUGGAUCUCAUUGAGCUGUGA